UACCACUUGAAUCACUGACCCUUCGCCGAGGCAGUCGAAUCUGAUCCUUGAAGCAGACAAGUCACAGUUCGGGGAGAUUCUUGAAAACACCGCAUUGUCCUUCGUGCGUUCAUCGUACUUAUCCUUCAACCUAGCAUCGUGCGUAUUAUCCUUUGCUUUUGAAAGAGGCACGUUGUUGUUCCUGGAGUGUUGUUUACGUGAAGCUGUUGACGUUUUAUAGCUGGCUAAUUAGUUCGGUUGUUUAACACUUGCAAUUUGCCGCGGUUAAGAAAAUGUCGAUGAAGGUGUCUGUUGUUGGCGUGAGUUUUAUAGUGUGCUUCGCUAUCCUGUUGGUGGUGCCAUCGAUUCAGGCUGAUGAUAAAAACAUCACGCGGCUCCUGAAUAACCAGGUUAUCGUCAGUAGGCAAAUUAUGUGUGUUUUGGAGAAGAGUCCUUGCGAUCAGUUGGGCAGGCAAUUAAAAGCUGCCCUCCCAGAAGUUAUCCUACGUAAUUGCCGGAAUUGUUCACCCCAACAAGCACAGAAUGCCCAAAAGCUUACGAACUUCCUUCAAACCCGAUAUCCAGAUGUUUGGGCCAUGCUUAUCCGAAAAUACAGAGGAGUUUAAAGCGCCAUCCUAAAUCUUAGCCCACAAAAUUUCAUCUGUAUAAAAUAACAAGCAAGUUUGAGGAAAUUAUAAUUGAUUCUCUGAUAAAUCGAAUACAAUAUAUACUACAGCGAAGUACUCAGUUGUAAAUGAUGAAGAAUACAUAAACUAUUACAUGAUAAAUAUAUGAUAAAUAAAGGAUAAAUGACCUAAAUAGUAAAAGGAAUGUAUUAAUGAGGUAUAUAGAUUUGUGUUCAACAUAUCUGUUAAGAUUAUGUAAGAUGCAUAAGUUAACAAUUGAAUUAGAUUUCAAAGGAUUAAUUUCAGUGAAAUUUUGAGAAGUUCAUUUAAAAGAAAUUCAUUUGUAACUAAUUGAAUUGAAUAAAUUUUCUUUGGGAAUAAUCA
Hermetia illucens (black soldier fly) is the source of this 989-nucleotide messenger RNA. RefSeq lists its product as uncharacterized. The transcript is spliced from 2 exons. The record is from RefSeq and is a predicted model, not a curated record. NCBI's taxonomy places the organism in Eukaryota, Metazoa, Arthropoda, Insecta, Diptera, Stratiomyidae. The coding region runs from base 273 to 605 and encodes 110 amino acids.